This is a messenger RNA of Eurytemora carolleeae, 3902 nucleotides long. RefSeq lists its product as uncharacterized. Gene Ontology annotation, molecular function: G protein-coupled receptor activity. The record is from RefSeq and is a predicted model, not a curated record. Gene Ontology annotation, biological process: adenylate cyclase-activating G protein-coupled receptor signaling pathway. The transcript has 4 exons. NCBI's taxonomy places the organism in Eukaryota, Metazoa, Arthropoda, Copepoda, Calanoida, Temoridae. Gene Ontology annotation, cellular component: membrane. The coding region runs from base 545 to 3841 and encodes 1098 amino acids.
GUACAUGUCAACACAGUAUUUAAACUAAAGCGGGGCCUGGGAACCAUCACUAUGGCGGGAGCUGGGGAUAACAAAGAACUGUUCCAAACAGCUGGAGAAUGGAGAACACCUGGAGAAUGGAGAACAUCUUGAAGAAGACUUCAAUCUCUAGGAAACUGAUGCAACCAGCCCUGAUCCACAAGAUCAGGGAUGGAACACAUCAUACUUAGUUACCAACAUUGUCCAUUUUAGAUUCAUAUUUAGAAUGGACAUAUUUAAGAUAAUGUUUGCAUUCGAAAUAUUAAACAAGAUUUGUUUAGUAUAUUGAAGACAUAACAAUGAGAGGUUUCACUGCUUUCCAAAAUCAUUUCUUAAUUGAUAUGAUUUUCUUCAAUGAAAGGUUUCUGCUAUAGUAAAUCCACUUUUCGAAAUAUAUUAAUUUACAUUCUGAAAAUUAAUAUUUUUUGCUGUGGUACUUUAUGUACUAAUAUUUUUUCUCUUUUAACUAGCUACUACAACAACAACCACCACCACUCAGAAACCAACAACGCUGCCUGCAUCGGAGAUGCUUUAUGAUUUUACUGCAGAUUAUCACUGGGAUAGGUUUGAUGUAAAUUCUACAGCAAGUGAGCUGAUUGGAGGCUGGAAGGCUAGAACUGGCUUAGCUCAAGGGCCCUUUGGAUUUGGAAGGGCCAUUUCAUUAAAAAGUGAACAGUGUAUGUAUGAUACUAAUUGGAUGAAGCCUCAAAGUAACUUUUCUAAUGAUCCCUGUAUGAUGAAUCCUCAAAACUGUACUCUGGGAAUAACUUUCAAUAUAUGGGAAUCAUUUUCCUUUAGCGGAGAUUUGUUUAACCCUGGUGCAGUAUCAAAGAAGUAUCUGAUGAGCACUGGGGGAGAUUUCAAUGCUGUGAGCGGAGAAGCAUGGCCUGGCUUUUCCAUUUAUCAUGAAGGUUUGAACAUAGUCGGCCUUGUAAGUACUGGAACAAGGGUGUGGACUUUGUCUGUUAGUGGACAAUUAUAUAACAAUACCUGGACUCAGAUUGGCCUAAGGUUUGUUACUCCAAACUUGGCAGACCCCAAUCUUGCUUUGACAGCUGAUGGAUUAGAAAAAAUGGGAGGCCUGGAGAUGUUUAUCAAUUUAGAAAAGGUUGGACAAACUGUACUUCCAGAUUCAACAGCUAGAGGAUCAACCAAUUGGAUCCCUCAACCUAGGUUGACUGCUGACGGAAGUCCCAAUGGUCAGCCUGUUAUGAUGUUUGGAUGUCAUCAAAACUCAAGACUGAAGUUGACCAAUAAAUUUACAGGGUUUGCAGGCACAGAUGAUGCUCCAGCACUAAUAGAUGAAGCUGUUAUUUGGAAUCAUAGACUCCCUGAUAGAGAGUUACCCUACAUGUAUGGUGGAUUCUCCCCAGAUUUUGGAAAUGUCAAUGCAGACCAAUUUGGUGCUAUGUUAGGAGGAGUAGACUUGCAAGAUCCUGAACAAGCUGCUGCAGCUCAAGCUGUUCUUCAGGCCAUGUUAAUGGGCCCGCCAACCACUUUAGCACCAUUCCCUACAAGAACACCUAUUCCCACAACUGUACAAACAUUAUCACCUGAAGAGGAAGAAGCUCUCAAAUUAACCACAAAAACAACAACCCAGAAACCUGUAGAAACAAUAGAUGACCUUAGGAGAGGCAUACUUUCAAAACAGAAUAUUAUGUCAUCUAUGCUUGGAACAAGUGGUGCUACUCAAGGACAAGAUCCAAAAGAGGUUGAAGGAAGAUUUUCCUUGGCAGUGGUUGCUUCUGCAUUGCUAACAGGUGAUCCAGAGAAUGUAAAGAAAUGGAAUGCUGUUGAAAAUGAACCAAUUCAUAUGCAUGAAGGACCUGCAAAGACAGUAAGAGAACUAGAAAACUAUAUGCUGGCAUGGGUUGGAAGUGUUAACACAUCAGCUGAUAGAGAUGGUCAAGAUUUUAAAACAUCCUUUUUCAACUCAAAGGAUGAUACAUUAAGAUACUCUGCUAAGGCAGAUGACAUGGUAAUGAAUGUUGAUAAACUUCCUUUGGGCCCCAUACGAGGUGCUAAAGGGGUAAGGUUAUCCUAUCCUGACUAUGAUGGAUGGGAGUGGGCUGAAGCAAAAUCUAAAUGGAAAAAUGUAAAAGAUAACUUUACUGUUCCCACUGGAAUGUAUGAAGGUAUUGAAGGAUGUCAAGAUUUACCAAUAACAAUUCUAACAGCAGUUUACAAUGGCAUGACCUACAUUUCCCCCCGCAGAAGAAAUCCUGUAAAUAUCAAAUCAGAAAUCUUUAGAAUUGAUACCAAGGUUAUUAGUGUUCGAACACGACUGGAACCUGAUCCAAUGGAUGGUGAUAUUACAUCUGUGUACCAGUGCCAGCCAGAUCAAAAAUACAUGCAAUGGAAUCCUGUCAGACUGACUCUUUGGCAUAAUGAGGUUGCAAAAGCUAAAAGAACUCUUCUAUGGCAUUCAGAUGAAUAUUGGGAGGGUCUAGAGGUCCGACAUUGUGUCUGGUGGAAUGAUAAUUUUGGUGUUACCGGAGCCUGGGAUGACACCCCUUGUAAAGUAAUAGCUACUGAUGAUGAAAAGACAAGCUGUGAAUGUUCUAAGUUUGGAAUGUAUACUGUUUUAGCAGAACUCCUAGAAGCUCCUGAUGAAGCAAAUGGAGCUAUGUGGAUCCUAUUAAUAAAAUGGGUUGGAAUCAUUUUGGGAACAAUUCUCCUCACACUUUUCAUAGCAGUGGUUUUCCUGUCACCGGUUGUUGGAGAAAUGUUCCAUCAAAUCAGAAUGUGGUGCUGUCUUUCUUACAUGAUAGCUAAUAUUUUGUCGCUUCUUGCUGAUAUUGGUCUGUGUGAUGGAAGGCACACAAAUAUUGCGAUGUCAAUGUCCUUGAUGUUCUUUUAUCAAGCUUCCCUUUGGUGGAACAUGUGUGAAACUCAUGCAACCUUUAAAGGAAUAACAGCAGGGCUUAUUAAUGGAAGAACAUCCAUUUACCAUCCCUUUGCCUGGGGAAUGCCAUUAAUAUGUAUUGGGUUCAUUACUUUUUUUCAAGGAGACCUGCUUGGGACGCAUCCAACCUGCUUCAUAUCUUGGGAGAAAACACCAAUAAUGCUCUACUUUGCUUACAAUGGACUGUGUUUUGUCAUCACCCUUAUUUACACACUCAUAAUAAUAUUUAACAUGAUGAAAGUCCAAAGUCAUAACAAGGAUACGGUUAUGUACCUCAAGGAUCAAAUCAAGGGCAUGUUUGCAGCUUCCCUUCUUAUGUUUGUUCUGUGGUGUUAUGGUACUAUUGGAUAUUUUUCCUACAUGAAAACAAAUGACAUGGAUGUGGUCAACCUAAUGCCACUGUUCCAAAUAUUUAAUGGUUGGUUUGGAGUACUACUCUUCCUUGUCCUUGGAAUGUGGUCAAAGAGAUUCCGACAAGGAUUGAGUUCUCAAGCUGAAGAGAAGAGAAGACAACUUGAAAACUUGAAGCAUAGAGGAUCUUCAAUUGCAGAAGAAUCUCCAAGCACUGCUCAAACUUCUCCAACAUCUAGCCAACCUGCAUCACCCUUUGGGAGUAGACCAUCAUCACCAGUAGAAAGCAGACCAGUGACGGCUGCCAGAAGUAGACCAGCAACAGCAGUAGAAAGCAGACCAGGAUCAUCUGCUGGAAGCAGACCAGCAUCUUCUGGAGGAAGUGGACCUGACACAGCAGCUACAAGUAGACCAGCCACAGCAGCUGGUAGUAGACCUGCCACAGCAGCUGGAAGCAGACCCGCCACUGCAUCAUGCAGUCGACCAGGCACAGCUAUACAAAGCAGGCCUGUAAGUGCCAUAAAUGAAGAGCCUCAAGAAGAUGAUCUUACUGAAGUUGCGGAAUAAUGGAAACAUGAUGACUUUUAUCUGUUUAUAAAAAACAUAGAAAAUAUAUAUUGUCAGAUAA